This is a messenger RNA of Merops nubicus (carmine bee-eater), 782 nucleotides long. RefSeq names its product transmembrane protein 38B (gene TMEM38B). The record is from RefSeq and is a predicted model, not a curated record. Bases 45 to 749 code for a protein of 234 amino acids. The transcript has 5 exons. Gene Ontology annotation, cellular component: membrane. Gene Ontology annotation, biological process: potassium ion transmembrane transport. Lineage: Eukaryota; Metazoa; Chordata; Aves; Coraciiformes; Meropidae. Gene Ontology annotation, molecular function: potassium channel activity; identical protein binding.
UGGAAGUGUCAGUCCGAAGUCCAGUUGCCUGCUGGUUUAGUGCUAUGCUUUGUUGCUUUGGUGGUUCAGUUUUGUCUUCGCUGAUGCUUGCAGAACCUCCGGUGGCAUUUUUGGCAAAGGGCACGAAUAUUCUUCUGGCAUCUUCGAUCUGGUAUCUUGUGUUUUACUGCCCCCAAGACAUAUUCUACCGGUGCUUUGCCUUUCUGCCUCUGCGGCUUCUGGUUGCAGGAAUGAAAGAAGUGACUAGGACUUGGAAGAUAACAGCUGGCAUUGCACAUGCAGACAGUCACUUCAAAGAUGCCUGGCUUGUCAUGGUAGCUGUGGGCUGGGCCAGAGGAGCUGGUGGUGGCCUAAUUUCCAACUUUGAGCAGCUGGUGAGAGGAGUGUGGAAACCUGAAACCAAUGAACUCCUGAAGAUGUCCUACCCUGUGAAGGUAACCUUGAUAGGAGCUGUUCUUUUCACCCUGCAACACAGCAAGUACUUGCCAAUAGCAAGACAUAGCCUCAUGUUUUUCUACACCAUCUUUCUGGUAGUCUCCAAGGUAACAAUGAUGCUGAGAAGAUCUUCAGCUUCUCCAUUUGCUCCUUUUGAGGCUGCAUUAGGCUAUAUGUUCUUUGGCUUGCAAAAGACGCCCUCCAAAGGGAAGGGUGAAGGGGCUGCAUCUUCCAAUGGCUCUUCAGUCUGUGACCGGUCCUCUGAACAACACACUGAUGGCGUUAAGAAAAGACAAGCAAAGAAAACAGAAUAAGUCUCUUAAAAUCCUUGAUGGCCAUAACCUGUG